CAUGCCAGUCUCAACGCCCAACGACCCGCAGGCAGCGGCCCUGCUUUCUCAUGUUCUCUCACAGACGCAUGCGAACGUCCUCUUCCUCGCCUCACAGAACUACAUCUCCUCGUCCGAGGCUACCGAAAUCAUCACCCGCCUCUCCCAGGGACCCAGCUCCCCCUCCACCGACUCCGUCGCCGCAAGCAUGCAGAACCUCGCCGUCGGACCCGCCCGCGUACCCUCACCCGCACGCCGCGGAGUCCCGCCCCCGCCUCCACGAAACAACACUAAGAGAGCGCGCGCCAUCUGGCCCUACAACGAAGACGGCCGGGAAGUGAACGACAUCUCCUUCUCCGCCGGAGAGACCAUCGAGAUCGUCGACGAGACGAACGCAGACUGGUGGACCGGCAAGUGCAGGGGCCGGCAAGGCCUCUUCCCCGCAAACUACGUCGAGCUCCUCGACGCCGGGCGCGGGCCCCCGCCGCCUCCGGCCGCCUCCAGCAUGCCCGGGAUGCCCAUGGGGCCCAUGCACAUGUCCUCGUACCACCAGCCGCCGCCGGGCCCGCCCCAGCAGUACGGCAUGCCGCCGCACGAGCCGGAGAAGGUUGCCAUGUACCAGCAGCAGCCGUCGUACGCGCCCCAGCCGAUCAUGUCGCCCAUGCAGGUCGCCCAGCCGCAGGAGCAGCAGCCGCCCCCGAAGAAGAACAAGUUUGGGAAGCUGGGAAGCACGAUGGCGACCUCGGCCGCGGGUGGUGUCGGUUUCGGUGCUGGUGCCGCUAUCGGUGGUGGCAUCAUCAACUCCAUCUUCUGAGUGUGGAGUAUCUUGGGCUAUUAGGAAGGAUUAGACAUGCUAUGACUUGUGCUGUGAAUGGACUUGGGCUACAUAGGAUCUCGUCUGUACGUGUACCCGUCUAAUUGGCAAUCAC
This is a messenger RNA of Trametes versicolor FP-101664 SS1, 908 nucleotides long. Its product is annotated as SH3-domain-containing protein. The record is from RefSeq and is a predicted model, not a curated record. Gene Ontology annotation, molecular function: protein binding; lipid binding. Gene Ontology annotation, biological process: plasma membrane tubulation; actin cortical patch localization; endocytosis. Gene Ontology annotation, cellular component: actin cortical patch. Lineage: Eukaryota; Fungi; Basidiomycota; Agaricomycetes; Polyporales; Polyporaceae. The annotation marks the transcript as partial. The transcript is spliced from 3 exons.